Messenger RNA from Danio aesculapii, 752 nucleotides. RefSeq names its product palladin-like. The record is from RefSeq and is a predicted model, not a curated record. The transcript has 8 exons. NCBI's taxonomy places the organism in Eukaryota, Metazoa, Chordata, Actinopteri, Cypriniformes, Danionidae. The coding region runs from base 366 to 752 and encodes 128 amino acids.
AGAUUUGAAUGUACCUCGUCGCUUUACUUUGCCCAGACAACAUGCAGUCAAGCUACAGAAUCUCUUACUAAUAGCCCAGCCUGAGUGCCUGUCCACACUUUUCCAUUUCUGUUUUGAGGAACAUUUAACAACAUCAAACAUUUGCUGUGAGCUCCCUUUGGAUUUUGUAUUUGUCUUUUUUUUUUUUUUUUUGGCCUCUGUGUUAUUGGUCCUGUGUGAUAUUUAUAGACCCCUCCACAUCACCAGAGCAAACCGCACCUGGCUGCUGUGAAGUGAGAGAGUGAGUUCAGAAUCAGAAUCAGAAAGAGCUGUAUUGCCAGUCUCUUCUACUGGGCUCAUCAACACAUUUUGGAGCUACUGGAGAAAUGGCACUGGUUGAGAAAAAAACAUCAACUAUGUCCGUAACUGUAACAUCAUGCUCCUGUGAAACAACCUCCUUGUCUUCAACAUCAUCUUCCUCUUCUUCAGUGCUUCAGCAGAAACACCCCCAUUUAGUACAGCCUCUCUGCAUCAGUCCGCAAAUGGUUCAGAACAAUAACCAGGGUUCAGGAAAUGUAGGAGUUUCUCCAACAUAUGUCAAGUGUCUCCAUGAUGUCAGCACACUGAAGGGUCAGUUAGUCGUUUUGGAGUGCAGGGUCAGAGGAACUCCUCCACUGCAGAUCUCCUGGUACAGAGAAGACAAGCAAAUCAUUGACUCUGCAGACUUACGCAUUCUUAGAAAGAAGGCAAGUUCAGCUUUUUUCCUGCAAUAA